AUGGCGCGCUACACCAACAUCGGCCUGCACCGCAAGGACUUUGUGCAGUCUUCAGCACAGGAACAGUCAAGCCGCCAGCCCGAGCGGCACCAGGACAGCGGGUGGGCCGGACGCGGGCGCGGCGCACCUGUCGGGCGAGGAGGGCGAGGUGGGAGGGGGGCACGCGGCGGGCGCGGCGGCAAGCGCGGGGCAUAUGCCGGCGGCGAGCGCAAGGGCUGGGGGCGGGAUCCGGAGAUCGCGAAACGAGCUGAGCGUACGGAAGCACGGCGGUUCAAACGCGCCGAGGACCGGGAUGCGGGCACGACGUGUUUCGCGUGUCGUGGGACCGGGCAUGCGGCGCGCGACUGUCCUAAUAUCCUUGCGGCGGCGGAGGGCGCGAAUGGCAGCGCGGCGAUGCUCGAGGCCGACCAGCUUGCGCGCAGUGUUGGGUUGGUGGGCGGUGAUGAUGGAGAUGAGGAGGGCGCGGAGGACGAUGAGGAAGGGGAGGAGGAGAAGAAGGGCAAGGGAAAGGUCAAGGCAAAGGCAAAGGAGAAGGGCGCGAAGGAGAAGCUCACCGGCGGGCAGAUUACGGGCGGCAAGUGCUACCGGUGCAACUCGUCCACGCAUAACCUGCACAACUGCCCGGCGCCGGUGGACCCCGGGAACCCCACGCCGUUCGCGACCUGCUUCGUCUGCCUCGGUUCGGGGCAUCUGUCAGCAGCGUGCCCCAAGAACCCGCGCGGCGUGUAUGUCAACGGCGGGGCGUGCAAGAUCUGCCACAGUGUCGCGCACCGCGCAAAGGACUGCCCGACACAGCGCCCCGACGAGCCCGUCAAGGUUCGUGGCGCGCCUGCGCUUGUGCUCGGCACGGGCGAGGGUGCGGGAGCCGACGAGGACGACUUCAUGGUCACGCGCCGUACGGCAACGCCCGGCGAGGCGAAGGGUAAGCGCACGAAGCACUUGCCGGCCAAGAACAGCGCGCGGGGGCCGGCUAAGCGGCCCGGCGAGGAGGGGUGGUAUGAGCAGGCGCCGCCAGCGGCCAAGAAGAAGAAGGUCGUCUCGUUCUAGCGUAAUGGCCGGUGAUACAUGCACGUAGUGAUACAAUACAAGGUGGCAGGUGUUGGCGCGGCAGCCGCCUGCGCAUACUUGCGCGGCGUGUGGUGUGCGCGCUCCUCAUGCCCAUUAGUGAGCCUCGCGCUGCUAUUCGGCGAUGGCCUCUCCGUUGAUGGACACAAGGUCCGUGUCGAAUAGUUCGAUAAACUAACAUCAACACUGCCCGGCACACCACACCACGCACCUGCUCGUUCAAUACCCGCACCUUCAUCCCCGCGUACCGUCGGUACUCUUCAAGGAUACUUGACAGUGCCCAGCGUUGCAGCUUUCGCCAGC
This is a messenger RNA of Cutaneotrichosporon oleaginosum, 1368 nucleotides long. RefSeq lists its product as uncharacterized. NCBI's taxonomy places the organism in Eukaryota, Fungi, Basidiomycota, Tremellomycetes, Trichosporonales, Trichosporonaceae. The record is from RefSeq and is a predicted model, not a curated record. Gene Ontology annotation, cellular component: nucleolus. Gene Ontology annotation, molecular function: zinc ion binding; nucleic acid binding.